GGAAAAUUCUGACGCAUGUAACGUUGUGAAGUUGUUCGGUAAUCCUGUCUAACGUAAUGUUACAAAAAAUACAAAUUAUUAGUAUUACAAGGCCAGUCGGUAAUCACUCACUAGAUCUAUCAAUAUCAUUACCACUAAUAUAAACCAUGGUAUGACUAGACAGAAAGCUUCAGUUCAUGUUUCGUCGUUACUUGACCCAAGUCUUGCUGAAGAAAUUAGAGUGAUGCCAAUGGCUAAUUUAUAUUUUCAGCACAAGUCUUUAGACUUUACUUUGAAUGACACGGAUAAAGACAUGUGGGACCGAGCCUGAGCCUGAGGUAAAAUUAACCCACGGCCGCGGCCACGCCGGAUCAAAUUAGGCCUAGGUUUAGAUCUAUUAGUAAACUUGCCCUCUUAUAUUACCUUAAAAAUCUGCCUUGGACAGAUUGUGCAUCACAAUUUAGGAAAAUAUGCUGCAUUAAUUCAAAGUUAUCACCGUUUCCUCCGGAUCUGAUCUGACUGUACCGGUGUUUGGCAGACGGCACUCGACCUCGUUACGAUACGCAAUGCCCAUGAAUAAAUGACGCAAUAGCUGCAUGAGCCAUGACAGAAGAACGAUUGGGGAGUUUUUGAUGGAAACAAGUAACGAAAAUCAAGGAUUGUAGACAUUGAAUCAAGUCACGACACAAACAAAUGGCUUCAUCUGUGAUUUUAGCUGGAAUUGGCCUUGCUGCUGCAGGUUAUCUAGGGAGAUUUGCUCUACAGACAGGAAGACUUGUACAGCAGAAUGCCUCAAAGAUGCCCAAGUUUAAUUUCAACACUUAUUACAAAGGAGGAUUUGAACCAAAGAUUUCAAAGAGAGAGGCGAGUUUGAUUCUUGGAGUAAGUUCCUCGGCAUCAAAAUCCAGAGUUAGGGAUGCUCACAGAAAGAUCAUGCUUUUAAACCAUCCAGACAGAGGGGGAUCCCCAUACCUUGCAACCAAGAUCAAUGAAGCAAAGGACUACCUGGAGAGCCAGGGCAAGAAGUUAUGAUGAUACCAGGAAGUUAGGAUUACAAGAGCCAUAUCCUCCUUGAAUAUUAUUGACAUGGACAAUGUGUGGUGAAUUGAUCAAUGCACACAUCUGCAGAGACUUUGAACUUGAGUGAUAGGUGUUCAGUCACCUCCGUGUUCUCCAAGAAUUCCGCAAGAUUUUUUAUUAAUUUAUUGUUGGAGGAUUGCGUGGCUGUGUGAAUAACAUGGUGGAUUCUGAUUAUGUGCCCAACCACAUGGUGAGCAGUAAAUCCUCAAUGGUUAUAUUAUUAAUCCUUUGCCAUGUACUUGUCAAAGGCACUCUGCAGAUCAAUCAAGUGCAAAUUGGAACAAUAACAAUAUGAAAUGUUCUCUGCUGGUUACUAAUCCUUUCCAGUGAAGAGCAUAGAAAUUUGCUGUAGCAUACGAUACUUCAAGAUCACUUACAGGGCAUAGUUCUGGCCGCAGGGGGCAAGAGCUUGUUCAUCAUCUGAUCCUCUCUAUUGUCAGGAAAUCUUUAUUCACUUUAAAAAAAAAACUAUUUCUCUUUCUUUGUCAUGCACACAUAACUACAGGUCUCAAUACUCCUUUCCAAACUAUAAAGAUAAAGUGAGAACUUCAGAAAUCAAAAGAAAUUUAUAUAUCUGUAAAUUUUUGUUGAAGAUCCACAGUGGAAAUGAAUCAGUAUAUUCAAAGUUUGCAUUCAUAAGUGGACAUGAAAUGAAAGCAAAGCCGAAAUCAUGAAAGAUCUUGAGAAUAUGCUGAAUAUUUAUAGCCCUAAAGUCAUGAUGUUACAUUUAUACCGAAAAAUCUCUCUCUAUGAAGUGUGAUUUACAGUUUGUAUUUAACGCCAGGUGAUAUUUGUAGGAUAAGAAAAUAACAAUGGAAAUGAGGUUAUGAAGAAACUUGGUAUUGGGUCGUCCUCUGCUUCAACAUAGGCAAAGGGACGUCAUUGUAAACUUGCUUUAUAAUGGCCUGAAUGGCAAAAAUUAUUCUGAUUGUGGUUUGGUUUAUAUGAAAUGUUCUGAACUGAUAUAUACGUGCAUCAUUUUUCAUGGAGAGUAUUAUGGUAUAUAAUCAAUAAUGUUCUACAGAGGGUCUUGUGAAAAUGUAUUGAAACAAUUUUCAUAUAUAGAAAUCAGUAUUUAAUGAGAGCAACUAAGACCAUACCUGUACAAUUUUUAAUAUGACUUUCAUCAUACAUCCACAUGUGUAUUGUGCAAAAAGAAGGAGAUUUUUUGUGUACCUUUUUUGUGUGUCUAUACCUCAAAGAUCUUCAGUAGAUGAUUAUCAAAUAUGUUUUUUAUAUUUCUGGUUCUUGGCUCAACAGAGCUGCCAAUCCUAUUGAGCAUAAUUUUAUGGGGAAAGUGACACCAAAUAGGAUUUUCCCCUAGAUGUAGGAUUUUUUUAAAAACUUGUAAGAACAAUGAUUUUUGGAGUGUUUUUCAAAAUUUGAAGAAAAAUCGGAUUUUAGGCUUGAAAAAAGGAUAAAACGAAAAAAAAAACCAUGGGGUUGGCAGCUCUGGCUCCAAUGUGUAAUGUAGGUGACCGUGCCUUGAUUUUAAUGUUAUAACAGCAAUGGAAUAAAAAUAUUGAAGCAAAACCACUGAAA
Lytechinus pictus (painted urchin) is the source of this 2601-nucleotide messenger RNA. Its product is annotated as mitochondrial import inner membrane translocase subunit TIM14-like. Gene Ontology annotation, biological process: protein import into mitochondrial matrix. Lineage: Eukaryota; Metazoa; Echinodermata; Echinoidea; Temnopleuroida; Toxopneustidae. Gene Ontology annotation, molecular function: ATPase activator activity. Gene Ontology annotation, cellular component: PAM complex, Tim23 associated import motor. The coding region runs from base 673 to 1011 and encodes 112 amino acids. The record is from RefSeq and is a predicted model, not a curated record. The transcript has 7 exons.